Kogia breviceps (pygmy sperm whale) is the source of this 1365-nucleotide messenger RNA. RefSeq names its product SRY-box transcription factor 3 (gene SOX3). NCBI's taxonomy places the organism in Eukaryota, Metazoa, Chordata, Mammalia, Artiodactyla, Physeteridae. The record is from RefSeq and is a predicted model, not a curated record. Gene Ontology annotation, molecular function: DNA-binding transcription factor activity, RNA polymerase II-specific; RNA polymerase II cis-regulatory region sequence-specific DNA binding. Gene Ontology annotation, biological process: anatomical structure morphogenesis; cell differentiation; negative regulation of transcription by RNA polymerase II.
AUGCGACCAGCCCUAGAGAACGCAUCAGGUGCGAGUAGCCUGCGGGUUCCCGCUGAUUUGGCGCGGAGCACUUCGGCAAGCCUGCCCUUCCUGCCCGACCCGCUGGCCCACCGGCCCCCAAGCGCCCCUCCGACGGAGUCCCCAGGCCUUUUCACCGUGGCCGCUCCAGCCCCGGGAGCGCCUUCUCCUCCCGCCACCCUGGCGCACCUUCUUCCCGCCCCGGCCAUGUACAGCCUGCUGGAGACUGAGCUCAAGAACCCCGUGGGGCCACCCACCCCAGCUGCAGGCGCGGGCGGCCCCGCAGCGCCGGGCGGCGCAGGCAAGAGUAGCGCGAACGCAGGCGGCGGCGCGAACGCAGGCGGCGGCAGCGGCGGUGGCGCGAGCGGCGGCGGCGGCGGCGGUGGGGGCAGUGACCAAGACCGGGUGAAGCGGCCCAUGAACGCAUUCAUGGUGUGGUCCCGCGGGCAGCGGCGCAAGAUGGCCCUGGAGAACCCCAAGAUGCACAACUCUGAGAUCAGCAAGCGCUUGGGCGCCGACUGGAAACUGCUGACCGACGCCGAGAAGCGGCCGUUCAUCGACGAGGCCAAGCGGCUGCGUGCCGUGCACAUGAAAGAAUACCCGGACUACAAGUACAGGCCGCGCCGCAAGACCAAGACGCUGCUCAAGAAGGACAAGUACUCCCUGCCCGGAGGCCUGCUGCCCCCCGGAGCCGCGGCCGCGGCCGCCGCCGCUGCCGCCGCCGCCGCCGCCAGCAGCCCGGUGGGCGUGGGCCAGCGCCUGGACACGUACACACACGUGAACGGCUGGGCCAACGGCGCGUACUCGCUGGUGCAGGAGCAGCUGGGCUACGCGCAGCCCGCGACCAUGAGUAGCCCGCCGCCGCCGCCCGCGCUGCCGCAGAUGCACCGCUACGACAUGGCCGGCCUGCAGUACAGCCCCAUGAUGCCGCCCGGCGCCCAGAGCUACAUGAACGCCGCGGCCGCGGCCGCCGCCGCCUCGGGCUACGGGGGCAUGGCGCCCUCCGCCGCCGCCGCCGCCGCCGCCUACGGGCAGCAGCCAGCCACCGCCGCCGCCGCCGCCGCCGCCGCCGCCAUGAGCCUGGGCCCCAUGGGCACGGUGGUGAAGACCGAGCCCAGUUCGCCGCCGCCCGCCAUCGCGUCGCACUCGCAGCGCGCGUGCCUCGGCGACCUGCGCGACAUGAUCAGCAUGUACCUGCCGCCCGGCGGGGACGCGGCUGACGCCGCCUCGCCGCUGCCGGGCGGCCGCCUGCACAGCGUGCACCAGCACUACCAGGGCGCCGGGACUGCCGUCAACGGAACGGUGCCGCUGACCCACAUCUGAGCACCGGCCUGCGCUCGCCGCUCC